UUCAUGACUUCUCCAGCGCAAGCUUCCCUACGGCAUCGCCGCCUUUUUUCUCUCCUCCACCAUCGAGGCCAUGGCACUUCGCCCUUUUCCCCUCGCCGGCAUCGAAUGCCGACGCAAUCCUCCUUUCUCUGUAUCUUCCUCCGCCUCCGCAUCCGCAUCCGCCUCGUGCUGCUCUAAGCUUCGGUGUAAAAUGCCGUCCACCAUCGUCGAUGGCGGAGAUCUCGAGCAGAAAGGGGAAAUCCGCCUCCGCCUCGCCGCUCUGUCCCUCCAUCCCCUUCCAGUAGACGCCGCCUCCGACGAUUUUCCCAGCCAUCGAUCUUCCCUAUCGGCCGCCGUCGGACCUCCGGUGCACUCUCCCAUCUUCCAGUGGAAUCUUGAUCGAAGGCACAUCCUUCUCCUCAAUUUCACUGUUUGCGCUGCUGCGGUUUCUGCGGCGUGGAUAUUCUUCUCUGCCAUUCCGACACUUUUGGCUUUCAGAAAGGCUGCCGAGUCGAUUGAAAAGUUGUUGGACGUCACAACAGAAGAGCUUCCUGAUACUAUGGCUGCGGUUCGAUUGUCUGGCAUGGAGAUUAGCGAUUUAACCACGGAGCUCAGCGACUUAGGCCAGGAGCUAACACAAGGUGUGAAAAAUUCAACCAGAGCAGUUCGUGUGGCUGAGGACAGGUUGCGUCGCCUUACAACAAUGAAUCCAGCAGUGACGAUGCAGGGAAAAACACCCCAGAGUGAUCAAACUGUCGAGCCUGCGGUAGCUAGAACUGCAAGAAACAUGAGAGAAGGAAUCGUGAAUGGGCGUGUGGCCUUCGGACUAAUCUUUAGCCUCACUCAAGUUUCUCGCUGGGCAUUUAACUUUCUGACUUCAGAUGCAGGGAAGAAAUCAUCCAACAAGCAGAGUUAGGCCUAAUCUGAAAACUUCAAGGCUUGCACUGGCUACGUACUACUCUUGUUUGACAUGAUUACCACAGUUUGCUACUGUUAGAUUGAGCUGCUUUUAGUUCAUCGAAGCCUCUCUUUGUUUCUUAUAUUUCCAUGGAUUAUCUAUUUUCUUUUAAAUAGCAUGAGGUGUUUGAUCCUAAUCCUUGAGCGAGGACAAGAUGAAUAUGAGCCGUUGGCUUUCUUUCUUGUUAAGAAAGAAGGUAUUAAUUUAGAUUUGGUAAUUUAUUAUUA
Messenger RNA from Zingiber officinale, 1164 nucleotides. RefSeq lists its product as uncharacterized. The record is from RefSeq and is a predicted model, not a curated record. Lineage: Eukaryota; Viridiplantae; Streptophyta; Magnoliopsida; Zingiberales; Zingiberaceae. The coding region runs from base 71 to 895 and encodes 274 amino acids. The transcript is spliced from 5 exons.